AUGGAAAAAUUAUUGCAGUGGUCGAUUGCCCAACAAAGCGGGGACAAGGAGGCCAUGGAGAAAAUCGGCCAACCUGACCCAAAAAUGCUCGAGCAGCUCUUUGGUGCUCCAGAUGAGCCUGCUCUAAUGAGACAGGCCAUAAGUGUGGUGGAAAACCCGGAGGCCUCCGACGAUGACAAGUUAGUCGCGUUGGAGAACUUCGAGAUGUUGAUCGAAAACUUGGAUAAUGCAAACAACAUCGAGAACAUGAAGCUCUGGCCCGCAGUCAUUGCUCAGUUGCUGAACUCCAACGUUGAAUUCCAAGUAUUGGCUGCCUCCAUCGUAGGCAUUGCCACACAGAAUAACCCAGACUCGCAGACGGCGUUUCUAGCCAAGGACAACGGUUUGUCCAAGCUUGUGCAAUUGGCGUCUGACUCUGCCACCCCAACUUCUCUUGUGUUGAAGUGUUUGUUUGCAAUGGCCAGUUUGGUGAGGAACUUCCAGCCUGGUACCGAGCAGUUCGUCAAGCUCGGCGGUCUCGAGGCCAUCAAGUUGCAAGGCUCUGACCACAGAAUGUUGUUGCGCAAGCUCUCUCUUCUCUCUGCGGUAUUGUCGACGGGAUUGGACGACGAAAAGAGGCAGCAUAUUCAUUCAGACAAGUUGGUCGAGCAGCUUGUGAACGUGCUUGCCAAAGACGGAAACGUUGGAUGCAUCGACAAGGCCCUCAAUAUUCUCACCCAGUUAAAUCACUUGAAGUUCGACUUCACCCCACAGGAGAUCUCUCAGUUGGCUGCCAACUUGGACACCAUCGAGCACAUGAGAGACCAGCUUUCACAUGACGACUUUGAUGCAGCAAGGCAAGUAGCUUCCUCUUAA
This is a messenger RNA of Sungouiella intermedia, 855 nucleotides long. The record is from the annotation of a GenBank genome assembly. Lineage: Eukaryota; Fungi; Ascomycota; Pichiomycetes; Serinales; Metschnikowiaceae.